GAAAUGAUGAUUCUGGUGCGAUGGGAAGUUGGUAUGCUUUUAACGCUAUUGGAAUAUUUCCAUUAGCCGGAACAGAUAUCUACCUAAUAAACUCACCAUUCUUCAAAAAAGUUACUAUAUACCUUUCACCAUUAAAAACUUUUACGAUUUUAGCUCAUGGUCUGACAGACAUUAAUAUUUAUGUUCAAAAUGUUACAAUAAAUAAUAAAGAAUGGAAAAAAACUUGGUUUAGGCAUGAAGACAUUUCAAGCGGUGCAGUAAUGGAAUUUCAUAUGGGACCUGAACCAAGUAAAAUUUGGGGUGUUAUGGAGCAUCAUGAAGGAGACAAAGAAAUAGAAGAUAGAGUAGUUCCUCCUAGUAUGAGUGAUAUAUUAAUAAAUAAAAGUAAUUAA
Molecule: messenger RNA, 392 nt
Organism: Dentiscutata erythropus
Lineage: Eukaryota; Fungi; Glomeromycota; Glomeromycetes; Diversisporales; Gigasporaceae
Source: the annotation of a GenBank genome assembly